AUGAUCAAACUGGGUGGAAAUCAGCUAACUGAAAAUUUCACAAAAACGCUAUGGAUGGAUCGUCUCCCUCAACAAGUGCAAGUUGCGCUAGCUGCAGCAGAUGGCCUGAACAACAAUGCUUUGGCUAAGCUAGCUGAUAAAGUUGUUGAGAUCCAAAGGAAUUCAAUGCCGGGACAGAUUAUGUCUAUCUCACCAACGCAGGGAAACAGCGAUCUGGACCAUCGCAUAGAUGAUAUCACUAAGCAAGUCCAGAUUUCUCACGUGGAAGACGAUCUACAUAAAGACUUCUCGUUCUGUGCCAUACACCGCAAGCCACCUGGUUCCAAAAUGGCAAAAUUGCUGACCACGUUAAACCAUGAGAAGGAAUACAUCAUCCAUUAUGUUGAUUUGAAUAAAGCUUCGGCUAAUGGCUUGAAGCUCACCAAAAUUCACAGAGUAGCAAAAUUUGAACAGUCUUCGUGGUUGAAGCCCUACAUUGAUCUGAAUACUGGAUUGAGGGCUGCAGCAACCAACACAUUCGAAAAAAACCUAUAUAAACUUAUGGAUAAUGCUGUGUUUGGAAAGACGAUGAAAAACAUUCGUGAACAUCGCGUCGUCAAAUCAUGUAGAUCAUGA
Phaedon cochleariae (mustard beetle) is the source of this 615-nucleotide messenger RNA. The record is from the annotation of a GenBank genome assembly. Lineage: Eukaryota; Metazoa; Arthropoda; Insecta; Coleoptera; Chrysomelidae.